Molecule: messenger RNA, 600 nt
Organism: Bubalus bubalis (water buffalo)
Lineage: Eukaryota; Metazoa; Chordata; Mammalia; Artiodactyla; Bovidae
Gene: PMCH
Product: pro-melanin concentrating hormone
Exons: 3
Coding region: 1-498 (165 amino acids)
Biological process (GO): behavior; chemical synaptic transmission
Molecular function (GO): type 1 melanin-concentrating hormone receptor binding; melanin-concentrating hormone activity
Source: RefSeq, a predicted model, not a curated record
AUGGCAAAAAUGAGUUUCUCUUCCUACGUAUUAAUACUAACUUUUUCUUUGCUUUCUCAAGGCAUUUCACAUUCAGCAUCCAAAUCGAUAAGCAAUUUAGAAGAUGACAUGGUAUUUAAAACGUUGAGGCUGGGGAAAGCCUUUCAGAAGGAAGAUACUGCAGAAAAAUCAAUUGUUGUUCCUUCCCUGGAGCAAUAUAAAAAUGAUGAUAGCAGUUUCAUGAAUGAUGAAGAAAACAAAAAUUCAAAGAAUGCAGGUUCCAAACAUAAUUUCUUAAAUCAUGGCCUGCCACUGAAUCUGGCUAUAAAACCUUAUCUUGCACUAAAAGGAUCUGUAGCUUUUCCAGCUGAGAAUGAAGUUCAAAAUACUGAAUCAACACAAGAAAAAAGAGAAAUUGGGGAUGAAGAAAACUCAGCUAAAUUUCCUAUAGGAAGGAGAGAUUUUGACAUGCUUAGGUGUAUGCUGGGAAGAGUCUAUCGACCUUGUUGGCAAGUCUGAUGCCUGUUGGUCCACAUCAUCAUUUAAAAAGAAAGCAAAAUCAUUUAAUUGCCUCUCGGGAAAAAAACCCUUAAUGUUACUAUGACUUGUAUUAUUUUAAAU